AAACUCUUAACAUAAAACCCGUUCCCUUUUCUACUUUGAUAAAAAUUUAUAUCUUGCAAAGUAUUGGUCGAUAUCUUCAUCAUCAUUGAAGUUGUUAAGAAUAUUGGACUUAUCAUUAAUAAAAUAUUGGCAUGGCAUGCCUAGUGAGAUUGUGAAUUUGGUUCAUUUAAGAUAUUUAGCUUUAACAACUAUAGGUUCUGUUUGUAACUCUCAAUUGUUUAAGCUCCAAAGUUUGCAAACUCUCAUUCUCUCCGCUUGGACAAAAGAGUAUCAAUUGCAACUGCCAUGUGAUGUUUUGGAUUUGCCAUGGUUAAGGCAUGUGCGCUUUGACAAGGGAUCUUCAUCUUAUCUCCCAAACUUGGUUCAAAAGAACUUGCAAACUCUUUCAUGGUUCAAAGUUACCGGCUGGGACUCAAGAACAACAAACUUUACAAGAGUUCCAAACCUGAAGGAGUUGGGGAUCUACAUUGAAGGUGAAGUAUUGCCUAAUGCUCUUGACAACCUUGCUCAGUUACAUCAACUUGAGAAGUUAAAGGUUAAAACAGGAAGGGUAGAGCGGUUUAAUCUUCCAAAUUGUUUUCCAUCAAACCUCAAGCAAUUGACCCUUAGUAAUACGUAUCUUUCAUGGGAAGAUAUAGACAUUAUUGGCAUGUUACCCAACCUUGAUUUACUCAAAUUGAAAGAUUUUGCUGUUUGUGGCCCAAAGUGGACACCAAGGCAUGGGGAGUUUCUACAACUAAGGUUCUUCCUUAUUGAGCGCUCUGAUCUCGAACAUUGGAAUGCAAAUGCAAACCAUUUCCCAGCUUUGGAGCAUCUAAUUCUAAAAUAUUGUUGGGACUUGGAAAAACUUCCAAAUGAUUUUAAGCAGAUUUCUACAUUGCGAUUAAUUGAGUUAGGCAAUUGUUGUUCUUCUCUUGUGACUUCGGCAAAGGAGAUCCAACUAGCGCAACUAGAGUUGGGAGAUGAAGGAGUACUUGUUGUUCGUGAUGUAACUAAGAUUGAGCUGCCAACCAAUGAAAGCUCAGAUAAAAGGGGUGAGUACGCAAUUUGAUAACUUUGUGUUUGAGGAAAUCUGGUUUAACCAAGGGAAUCAUAUACAAGUUACAAUGAUGCAUUGGCUUCAUUCCCAGAAAUGCAUCCUGGAUUAUUGGAGUUCAUCGAUAAUGUUGGC
Ipomoea nil (Japanese morning glory) is the source of this 1171-nucleotide messenger RNA. Its product is annotated as putative late blight resistance protein homolog R1A-3. Bases 137 to 1051 code for a protein of 304 amino acids. Gene Ontology annotation, biological process: protein folding. NCBI's taxonomy places the organism in Eukaryota, Viridiplantae, Streptophyta, Magnoliopsida, Solanales, Convolvulaceae. Gene Ontology annotation, molecular function: alpha-tubulin binding. The transcript is spliced from 4 exons. The record is from RefSeq and is a predicted model, not a curated record.